This is a messenger RNA of Phyllotreta striolata, 7620 nucleotides long. Lineage: Eukaryota; Metazoa; Arthropoda; Insecta; Coleoptera; Chrysomelidae. The record is from the annotation of a GenBank genome assembly.
AUGAAGAUCCCCGUGUUUGUGGUACUACUUGGUGUACUUAGUACCAACGGACUUCCGUUGGACACUAACGUAAAUGUUCAACAAAACAGUGGAGACGGUGCAACGCAAAUCGAAGUGACAGGGGACAAUAUAGCCAGUAUUCUUGAAGAAAUGAUCAAACGCUUAAGUGUAAAACUCAAUAUGCAGAUAACCAGUAAUAACCCAUCAUCACUAAACGUAGAAAUAGUGAUUGAUGCAAAUGUUGUGGUAAAAAUACUACAAGAGUUCCAGAAAGAAAGCUGCGGCAGCGGUAAAGAAGAUACCGAUGUUUGCAAACAAGCCAAGAUUGCAGAAGGAUUGGUACAAGAGAAGAUAAACAGAAAUGGUGCUACAGAUAAACAAAAGGACGCAGAACUGAAAAAAGUGCUUGAUACACUGCAAGUUACUAUUCAAAAACAGAUUGAAAUUAACAACAGCGGUCAAGGUAACAGUAAUAACAACAAUCAAAACGAUGAAGAAAGUCUAUCGACCUUAUUAAUUACUAUUAUGGAUGGAAUUGAACAACAGAAGAAAGAUGGUAAUAAACAAAAUCCUGCUGUAGCUGCCAAAAUAUUGAGUUCUGUAGAUAAAGCGAUACCUGCUAUUACUGAAGUUAUCAAUAAGAAAUGCAAAACAAACGAUAAUAAUUCUGAUAAGAAGAAUAAACAAAAUUGUGAUAGCUUAAGAAGAGUUCUUGUUUUAUUGGAAAACAAGAAAAACAGGAAAGGACAAUACAAUGAAAAAGAAGAUAAUGAAUUAUCUGGAAAUAUCCGAGUCGUAAUUACCAUCGUAAAAGGAGGAAAUGGAGAUGGAAAUUCUAAUAAUGAUAAAGAAUCUUUGGAGAAAUUAUUAGUUACAAUUGCCGAAGGAAUUGAACAACAGAAGAAAGAUGGUAAUAAACAAAAUCCUGCUGUAGCUGCCAAAAUAUUGGGUUCUGUAGAUAAAGCGAUACCUGCUAUUACUGAAGUUAUCAAUAAGAAAUGCAAAACAAACGAUAAUAAUUCUGAUAAGAAGAAUAAACAAAAUUGUGAUAGCUUAAGAAGAGUUCUUGUUUUAUUGGAAAACAAGAAAAACAGGAAAGGACAAUACAAUGAAAAAGAAGAUAAUGAAUUAUCUGGAAAUAUCCGAAUCGUAAUUACCAUCAUAAAAGGAGGAAAUGGAGAUGGAAAUUCUAAUAAUGAUAAAGACUCUUUAGAGAAAUUAUUAGUUACAAUUGCCGAAGGAAUUGAACAACAGAAGAAAGAUGGUAAUAAACAAAAUCCUGAUGUAGCUGCCAAAAUAUUGGGUUCUGUAGAUAAAGCGAUUCCUGCUAUUACUGAAGUUAUCAAUAAGAAAUGCAAAACAAACGAUAAUAAUUCUGAUAAGAAGAAUAAACAAAAUUGUGAUAGCUUAAGAAGAGUUCUUGUUUUAUUGGAAAACAAGAAAAACAGGAAAGGACAAUACAAUGAAAAAGAAGAUAAUGAAUUAUCUGGAAAUAUCCGAAUCGUAAUUACCAUCAUAAAAGGAGGAAAUGGAGAUGGAAAUUCUAAUAAUGAUAAAGACUCUUUAGAGAAAUUAUUAGUUACAAUUGCCGAAGGAAUUGAACAACAGAAGAAAGAUGGUAAUAAACAAAAUCCUGAUGUAGCUGCCAAAAUAUUGGGUUCUGUAGAUAAAGCGAUACCUGCUAUUACUGAAGUUAUCAAUAAGAAAUGCAAAACAAACGAUAAUAAUUCUGAUAAGAAGAAUAAACAAAAUUGUGAUAGCUUAAGAAGAGUUCUUGUUUUAUUGGAAAACAAGAAAAACAGAAAAGGACAAUACAAUGAAAAAGAAGAUAAUGAAUUAUCUGGAAAUAUCCGAAUCGUAAUUACCAUCAUAAAAGGAGGAAAUGGAGAUGGAAAUUCUAAUAAUGAUAAAGACUCUUUAGAGAAAUUAUUAGUUACAAUUGCCGAAGGAAUUGAACAACAGAAGAAAGAUGGUAAUAAACAAAAUCCUGAUGUAGCUGCCAAAAUAUUGGGUUCUGUAGAUAAAGCGAUUCCUGCUAUUACUGAAGUUAUCAAUAAGAAAUGCAAAACAAACGAUAAUAAUUCUGAUAAGAAGAAUAAACAAAAUUGUGAUAGCUUAAGAAGAGUUCUUGUUUUAUUGGAAAACAAGAAAAACAGGAAAGGACAAUACAAUGAAAAAGAAGAUAAUGAAUUAUCUGGAAAUAUCCGAAUCGUAAUUACCAUCAUAAAAGGAGGAAAUGGAGAUGGAAAUUCUAAUAAUGAUAAAGACUCUUUAGAGAAAUUAUUAGUUACAAUUGCCGAAGGAAUUGAACAACAGAAGAAAGAUGGUAAUAAACAAAAUCCUGAUGUAGCUGCCAAAAUAUUGGGUUCUGUAGAUAAAGCGAUACCUGCUAUUACUGAAGUUAUCAAUAAGAAAUGCAAAACAAACGAUAAUAAUUCUGAUAAGAAGAAUAAACAAAAUUGUGAUAGCUUAAGAAGAGUUCUUGUUUUAUUGGAAAACAAGAAAAACAGGAAAGGACAAUACAAUGAAAAAGAAGAUAAUGAAUUAUCUGGAAAUAUCCGAAUCGUAAUUACCAUCAUAAAAGGAGGAAAUGGAGAUGGAAAUUCUAAUAAUGAUAAAGACUCUUUAGAGAAAUUAUUAGUUACAAUUGCCGAAGGAAUUGAACAACAGAAGAAAGAUGGUAAUAAACAAAAUCCUGAUGUAGCUGCCAAAAUAUUGGGUUCUGUAGAUAAAGCGAUACCUGCUAUUACUGAAGUUAUCAAUAAGAAAUGCAAAACAAACGAUAAUAAUUCUGAUAAGAAGAAUAAACAAAAUUGUGAUAGCUUAAGAAGAGUUCUUGUUUUAUUGGAAAACAAGAAAAACAGGAAAGGACAAUACAAUGAAAAAGAAGAUAAUGAAUUAUCUGGAAAUAUCCGAAUCGUAAUUACCAUCAUAAAAGGAGGAAAUGGAGAUGGAAAUUCUAAUAAUGAUAAAGACUCUUUAGAGAAAUUAUUAGUUACAAUUGCCGAAGGAAUUGAACAACAGAAGAAAGAUGGUAAUAAACAAAAUCCUGAUGUAGCUGCCAAAAUAUUGGGUUCUGUAGAUAAAGCGAUUCCUGCUAUUACUGAAGUUAUCAAUAAGAAAUGCAAAACAAACGAUAAUAAUUCUGAUAAGAAGAAUAAACAAAAUUGUGAUAGCUUAAGAAGAGUUCUUGUUUUAUUGGAAAACAAGAAAAACAGGAAAGGACAAUACAAUGAAAAAGAAGAUAAUGAAUUAUCUGGAAAUAUCCGAAUCGUAAUUACCAUCAUAAAAGGAGGAAAUGGAGAUGGAAAUUCUAAUAAUGAUAAAGACUCUUUAGAGAAAUUAUUAGUUACAAUUGCCGAAGGAAUUGAACAACAGAAGAAAGAUGGUAAUAAACAAAAUCCUGCUGUAGCUGCCAAAAUAUUGGGUUCUGUAGAUAAAGCGAUACCUGCUAUUACUGAAGUUAUCAAUAAGAAAUGCAAAACAAACGAUAAUAAUUCUGAUAAGAAGAAUAAACAAAAUUGUGAUAGCUUAAGAAGAGUUCUUGUUUUAUUGGAAAACAAGAAAAACAGGAAAGGACAAUACAAUGAAAAAGAAGAUAAUGAAUUAUCUGGAAAUAUCCGAAUCGUAAUUACCAUCAUAAAAGGAGGAAAUGGAGAUGGAAAUUCUAAUAAUGAUAAAGACUCUUUAGAGAAAUUAUUAGUUACAAUUGCCGAAGGAAUUGAACAACAGAAGAAAGAUGGUAAUAAACAAAAUCCUGAUGUAGCUGCCAAAAUAUUGGGUUCUGUAGAUAAAGCGAUUCCUGCUAUUACUGAAGUUAUCAAUAAGAAAUGCAAAACAAACGAUAAUAAUUCUGAUAAGAAGAAUAAACAAAAUUGUGAUAGCUUAAGAAGAGUUCUUGUUUUAUUGGAAAACAAGAAAAACAGGAAAGGACAAUACAAUGAAAAAGAAGAUAAUGAAUUAUCUGGAAAUAUCCGAAUCGUAAUUACCAUCAUAAAAGGAGGAAAUGGAGAUGGAAAUUCUAAUAAUGAUAAAGACUCUUUAGAGAAAUUAUUAGUUACAAUUGCCGAAGGAAUUGAACAACAGAAGAAAGAUGGUAAUAAACAAAAUCCUGCUGUAGCUGCCAAAAUAUUGGGUUCUGUAGAUAAAGCGAUACCUGCUAUUACUGAAGUUAUCAAUAAGAAAUGCAAAACAAACGAUAAUAAUUCUGAUAAGAAGAAUAAACAAAAUUGUGAUAGCUUAAGAAGAGUUCUUGUUUUAUUGGAAAACAAGAAAAACAGGAAAGGACAAUACAAUGAAAAAGAAGAUAAUGAAUUAUCUGGAAAUAUCCGAAUCGUAAUUACCAUCAUAAAAGGAGGAAAUGGAGAUGGAAAUUCUAAUAAUGAUAAAGACUCUUUAGAGAAAUUAUUAGUUACAAUUGCCGAAGGAAUUGAACAACAGAAGAAAGAUGGUAAUAAACAAAAUCCUGAUGUAGCUGCCAAAAUAUUGGGUUCUGUAGAUAAAGCGAUUCCUGCUAUUACUGAAGUUAUCAAUAAGAAAUGCAAAACAAACGAUAAUAAUUCUGAUAAGAAGAAUAAACAAAAUUGUGAUAGCUUAAGAAGAGUUCUUGUUUUAUUGGAAAACAAGAAAAACAGGAAAGGACAAUACAAUGAAAAAGAAGAUAAUGAAUUAUCUGGAAAUAUCCGAAUCGUAAUUACCAUCAUAAAAGGAGGAAAUGGAGAUGGAAAUUCUAAUAAUGAUAAAGACUCUUUAGAGAAAUUAUUAGUUACAAUUGCCGAAGGAAUUGAACAACAGAAGAAAGAUGGUAAUAAACAAAAUCCUGCUGUAGCUGCCAAAAUAUUGGGUUCUGUAGAUAAAGCGAUACCUGCUAUUACUGAAGUUAUCAAUAAGAAAUGCAAAACAAACGAUAAUAAUUCUGAUAAGAAGAAUAAACAAAAUUGUGAUAGCUUAAGAAGAGUUCUUGUUUUAUUGGAAAACAAGAAAAACAGGAAAGGACAAUACAAUGAAAAAGAAGAUAAUGAAUUAUCUGGAAAUAUCCGAAUCGUAAUUACCAUCAUAAAAGGAGGAAAUGGAGAUGGAAAUUCUAAUAAUGAUAAAGACUCUUUAGAGAAAUUAUUAGUUACAAUUGCCGAAGGAAUUGAACAACAGAAGAAAGAUGGUAAUAAACAAAAUCCUGAUGUAGCUGCCAAAAUAUUGGGUUCUGUAGAUAAAGCGAUUCCUGCUAUUACUGAAGUUAUCAAUAAGAAAUGCAAAACAAACGAUAAUAAUUCUGAUAAGAAGAAUAAACAAAAUUGUGAUAGCUUAAGAAGAGUUCUUGUUUUAUUGGAAAACAAGAAAAACAGGAAAGGACAAUACAAUGAAAAAGAAGAUAAUGAAUUAUCUGGAAAUAUCCGAAUCGUAAUUACCAUCAUAAAAGGAGGAAAUGGAGAUGGAAAUUCUAAUAAUGAUAAAGACUCUUUAGAGAAAUUAUUAGUUACAAUUGCCGAAGGAAUUGAACAACAGAAGAAAGAUGGUAAUAAACAAAAUCCUGAUGUAGCUGCCAAAAUAUUGGGUUCUGUAGAUAAAGCGAUUCCUGCUAUUACUGAAAUUAUCAAUAAGAAAUGCAAAACAAACGAUAAUAAUUCUGAUAAGAAGAAUAAACAAAAUUGUGAUAGCUUAAGAAGAGUUCUUGUUUUAUUGGAAAACAAGAAAAACAGGAAAGGACAAUACAAUGAAAAAGAAGAUAAUGAAUUAUCUGGAAAUAUCCGAAUCGUAAUUACCAUCAUAAAAGGAGGAAAUGGAGAUGGAAAUUCUAAUAAUGAUAAAGACUCUUUAGAGAAAUUAUUAGUUACAAUUGCCGAAGGAAUUGAACAACAGAAGAAAGAUGGUAAUAAACAAAAUCCUGAUGUAGCUGCCAAAAUAUUGGGUUCUGUAGAUAAAGCGAUUCCUGCUAUUACUGAAGUUAUCAAUAAGAAAUGCAAAACAAACGAUAAUAAUUCUGAUAAGAAGAAUAAACAAAAUUGUGAUAGCUUAAGAAGAGUUCUUGUUUUAUUGGAAAACAAGAAAAACAGGAAAGGACAAUACAAUGAAAAAGAAGAUAAUGAAUUAUCUGGAAAUAUACGAAUUGUAAUUACCAUCAUAAAAGGAGGAAAUGGAGAUGGAAAUUCUAAUAAUGAUAAAGACUCUUUAGAGAAAUUAUUAGUUACAAUUGCCGAAGGAAUUGAACAACAGAAGAAAGAUGGUAAUAAACAAAAUCCUGCUGUAGCUGCCAAAAUAUUGGGUUCUGUAGAUAAAGCGAUUCCUGCUAUUACUGAAGUUAUCAAUAAGAAAUGCAAAACAAACGAUAAUAAUUCUGAUAAGAAGAAUAAACAAAAUUGUGAUAGCUUAAGAAGAGUUCUUGUUUUAUUGGAAAACAAGAAAAACAGGAAAGGACAAUACAAUGAAAAAGAAGAUAAUGAAUUAUCUGGAAAUAUCCGAAUCGUAAUUACCAUCGUAAAAGGAGGAAAUGGAGAUGGAAAUUCUAAUAAUGAUAAAGAAUCUUUGGAGAAAUUAUUAGUUACAAUUGCCGAAGGUAUUGAACAACAGAAAAAAGAUGGUGAUAAACAAAAUCCUGCUGUUGCUGCCAAAAUAUUGGGUUCUGUAGAUAAAGCGAUACCUGCUAUUACUGAAGUUAUCAAUAAGAAAUGCAAAACAAACGAUAAUAAUUCUGAUAAGAAGAAUAAACAAAAUUGUGAUAGCUUAAGAAGAGUUCUUGUUUUAUUGGAAAACAAGAAAAACAGGAAAGGACAAUACAAUGAAAAAGAAGAUAAUGAAUUACCUGGAAAUAUCCGAAUCGUAAUUACCAUCAUAAAAGGAGGAAAUGGAGAUAAAGAUAAUAACAACGCCGGCCAAAAUAAUCUACAUGAAAUUCCAGUAGCUCUAACAACUAUCAAAGAUCUGAUUAGAAAGCAACAAAGAGGCGACCGAUCGGAAGAAACUUCUUUAAAACUAUUAAUCGAAACGAAACAUGCCAUUACUAUAAUAGAGAAGUACAUUAAGAGCAAUUGCGUCGAAGGCGUCGCAUCCAGCAACCCGAAAAAUAACCGCAAAUCUUGCACUCAACUCAAACGACUCCUAAUUUCUCUACGGGAAAACCAAAACCGAGGAGGAAGAUACAACGAAUCCGAAGAUAGGCGACUCAUCAACAACAUCGACCGCGUAAACACCACCAUACGCAACAACAACACCGAAAACCUCAGCCAGAUUUUGAGAAAAAUCAGCGGCGAUCUGAAGACUCGAUUGUUCCAUCCCGAUGCUUUGGCUGCAUCCGAAUUAAACGAAGAUAUUCGCGUCGCCUUACACAAGAUCAAGAGGGAGAAACUCCGCAGAUGCGAAAUUAAUGAUGACGAUGAUGACGAUGAUUCUUCAGGUGAUUCAUCGGACGAGGAUUGUACGGACUCUUCGGAAGACAGCGGAGAGAAUGAACGCAAACAUGACGGUCGCAGAAGAGAGAAGAAACGUUGCAAACAGUCCAAAUACUGCAGAGAACUUAAAAAAGUUGACGGGGGACUCGAGAAGAAGUUAAGGGAACACGGAAAAAUUCGCAAAUGCGACGAUGUCAAAUUAAUUGACAAUAUCGAUGGUUUAUUGAGAAUCGAUUAG